UUGAAAUUUUGUUUGAAAAAUAAUUAUGUCGAACGUAGUUAAGGAAAGUUUAAUUCAUAAAGGUUACUCACAUUCAGAGACGCACUCGAUUGUUUAUGAGUGGACAAUUGAUCACAUAUCCUCAUUCCUUAGAUCUGCUAAGAGUCAAAAUGAAAGAGAAAGAAAUGAUAUAAUAGUUUCACCCAAAUUUUUAACUGGUGGCAAAAACAAAAAUACAUGGUGCCUGGAACUUUCAAUUGAAAAGCAAAACGACGAACCAGAACAUUAUUCAUGGGUAUCAUUACAUUUAUUAAGGCCAUGUAAUGGAAGAAGAAAUGUCCGCACAAAAUUUUUCUUCUUUUUCGUUAAUACGCAGAAGGAGAAAAUAAUGAGAGAUUUUGAAACUUACCAUCACCCAGUGGAAGAUGGGUAUCUUAUACACUUUCCCUUCGAUAGGUUUUGUGGGUAUGAGUGUGCCCGUUUUGUAAAAAUAGACAAGUUGUUGGAAAAAAUCAGUCAAUGGUCACAAAAUGAUACUUUAACAAUUGGUCUCGAUCUGAUUGUCUACGAUGAUUAUGUAUCAAACGAUCCUUCGAUAAGUCCAUUGAAAGCGUCCUUGCGAACAAUAGGUGACGACUUUAAAGACUUUUUUGCUGCUAAGAAGAAAUGUGAUGUCAAAAUUCAAGUCGGUAGUGAAAUAUUUGACGCUCAUAAGGUCAUUUUAAUCGCACGAAGUUGUGUAUUCGAUGCUAUGUUUUCACACGACAUGAAAGAGAGCGAAGAAAAUGAAAUAACUAUUCCAGAUGUUGAUCCUGUAGUCUUCAAGAAAGUUCUUGAUUACAUCUACACAGACAAAGUUGAAGAUCUAGACACUUUUGCUGAGGAAUUAUUAGAAGUGUCUGAUAAAUAUCAGCUUUUAGCACUGAAAGAAAUAUGUGAAGAAUCUUUGUCAAGAACUAUAUCUGUUGAAAAUUCCAUCAGAAGACUGGUUCUAGCUGAUCGUCACAAUUCGGAAAGAUUGGUGAAAUUUACAAAUAAUUACAUAGUUGUCAAGUUGGCUAGUUUAAGAAAUACUGAAGAGUAUAAAGCACUGGAAGAGUCUUAUCCAGCUUUAUUUUUGGCUAUACUCAAGGAACACGUGGCUAGAAUUGGAACUGAUUGAUGUACUGCUGCUUGAGGUUCAUAUUUUUUGUUUGAUUGUGUAUAUAAAAAGAUAUCAAACUACAAAAAAAGGGACCACACAAUAUGCCUUGUUG
Molecule: messenger RNA, 1235 nt
Organism: Cotesia glomerata
Lineage: Eukaryota; Metazoa; Arthropoda; Insecta; Hymenoptera; Braconidae
Product: speckle-type POZ protein-like A
Exons: 2
Coding region: 26-1141 (371 amino acids)
Biological process (GO): proteasome-mediated ubiquitin-dependent protein catabolic process; regulation of proteolysis
Cellular component (GO): cytoplasm
Molecular function (GO): ubiquitin protein ligase binding
Source: RefSeq, a predicted model, not a curated record